Messenger RNA from Diceros bicornis minor, 6777 nucleotides. It is a transcript of the gene FAM120B, whose product is annotated as family with sequence similarity 120 member B. Bases 1906 to 4749 code for a protein of 947 amino acids. Lineage: Eukaryota; Metazoa; Chordata; Mammalia; Perissodactyla; Rhinocerotidae. The transcript is spliced from 12 exons. Gene Ontology annotation, cellular component: nucleus. The record is from RefSeq and is a predicted model, not a curated record.
UGGUGCUGGGCUGAUUUUACUAAACUUUAGGCAACCGAUGAGAAAUGUUUGAUGAAUAAAUUUGUAAUAUAAAAGUGCAUCAAGACAAUUUAUGAGGUGGGUUUUAUAAAUGUUAUUUUGCAGGUCAAAAAAUGAAGCUUAUAGAGUGAAGUAACUUUCUUGAAGUUUCACUGCUAUUAAGAGGAGGUUAGAAUUUGAACCAGUUCAGUUUUGUUCUAGAGCCUUCCUUUUAUCAACAAUACUAUACUGCCUAGCAUUCUGUCGCUUCUCCCAAGGACACAGCUAAAAGGGGUUGACCUACCAACCACUGAGUGUCUACAUCAGCCAUGUACCAGUUUUCUGAAUCUUGGCACCAGUGGUCAUGGCCAGACUGUGUUCUGGAGGGUCCUGCAGGGCAUCCUGAGUCUGAACAUCUAUACCUGGAUGUAUUAAAGUAAUCAUAAUAACUACAGGCUUCCCAUUUCUCAUUUGAAUAAGCUUCUUUGAGGUGGCAGCGUUUAAGAAAAAAUUAUUCUGACACUUAUUAAAAUGGUAAGGCAGACUUUAUUCAAGACUAUUGCAAUAGGGAUGUUGCAAUGGGGAGAGAGAUGGAGCUCAACUCCAAAGAUAGCAAAGAUAUCUGGGUGUUUAUAGCCAACCAGCAGAGUGAGGGGGUCAGUGAGAGAAUCAAGGGUAGGGGAUGAGGAAUUUGAUCAGAUCUUGAGGUGAUCAUAUAUCGAGGGUAGGGGAUUUUCUCUAAACUGACUCAGUAGGAUUCUUGCUAAAACUGGACUUGGCAAGGAUGAAUGUGGAAGCCCAAGGUCGAGCCUUAGUCUAGAAGAGGGCCAAGGAGCAUGACUAAAGUUUGGCCAAGGAGAGCGUCUUUGUCAGUAGUUUUAUGAGUCCUGUGUGGAGGUCCUCUGAAGCAUUGAGACUAACCUAAGUGGCAGCCACCUUCAGUUCACUUAUUCACCUGGUUGUUUGUCUGUGCAUUCAUAAAUACUCAGUAAACACUGGGCAAACACUGUUGCAUGUGUGGGCGUGGGGUAAAUAUUAAUCUCUUGGAAUUUUCAGUCCCUGUUCUUACCCUACUGUGUUGAAGGGGUCCUUGUAAGUUUCUCUUUUUAGGUGGGGAGGAGAGGAGAGAAGAAAGAGAGCAGACUCCAGAUACUGUACAUCAAGCCAUGAGAAGACCUCACCGAGAGGGCCUAGGCCCAGCCAGCUGUUAUUGUCAUUGAAAGAAAAAUUAUCUAAGACUUGGAAAUGAAGCAAGGAAAAAACGGGACUGCAUGUUUUGUCACUCAUACUGGGCAGUUUCUUAACAGAGGCACCCAAGAUAGUUUAAUUUCCUAACAGAACGCACCUCGCUGACUCUGCUGUUUACUCUUGGUUAGAGCCCAAACACUGUGAUGUUCAUGUUAAUUUGUAGAUUUUUGUCUUGUAGAGAUACAAAUUAUUUCUGUCUGAUAAAGAUAAGUUCAAAGGUUAUAGUUUUAUUGCUCUGUAGGACAUUAACCAGAUUUGUCUCCAACUUAAGCUUAUUUUAGUCAACUCCAGCUCUUCAAAUGCCCUCUGAACUAGCUUCCCAUCUUACAGGCUCCCUCCUUAAUUUAUAUUUGCAUGGGGGAUGUCUUUUGGCCUUUGAAAAUUAUGCUGUGACACCACUGGGAUGCUGAGUGUGCCUUAAGGUGGUCACAACUGCUGGUACUGGUUGUCCUUCUGCAACACUGCUCUUCACAUGGAAAGUGUCCCCGUGAGCUGUUGAACAUGAAGUCCUGGUGACUCUUAAAGAAAACCAAAGUGAAAAGAAUAAGCCAUUAAGAUAAAAGAUGUCAUCGUGGAAUUUUUUCUAUUGAUGGAUGUUACCUAUCUGAAGAAUGUCUUAUAUUACAUCUUUUAUUAUAUAACCUUUCCAGGAGUUCAGUUAUGGGUGUGAGAGGUUUGCAGGGAUUUGUGGGAAGUACCUGCCCACAUAUAUGUACAGUAGUAAAUUUCAAAGAACUGGCAGAGCACCACCGAAGCAAGUAUCCUGGAUGUACUCCUACCAUUGUGGUUGAUGCCAUGUGUUGUCUCAGAUACUGGUAUACUCCCGAAUCUUGGAUCUGCGGUGGCCAAUGGCGAGAAUACUUUUCUGCUUUGAGAGAUUUUGUUAAAACUUUUACAGCUGUUGGCAUCAAGUUGAUAUUCUUCUUUGAUGGCAUGGUGGAGCAGGAUAAGAGAGAUGAAUGGGUGAAACGAAGACUCAAGAACAAUAGGGAGAUAUCCAGGAUUUUCCAUUACAUCAAGUCACACAAGGAGCAGCCCGGCAGAAACAUGUUCUUCAUCCCCUCGGGGCUGGCCAUUUUUACACGAUUUGCUUUGAAGACCCUGGGUCAGGAAACUCUGUGUUCAUUACAGGAGGCCGACUAUGAGGUGGCUUCCUAUGGUCUCCAGAAUAACUGUCUUGGAAUUCUUGGAGAAGAUACUGACUACUUAAUUUACGAUACCUGUCCCUAUUUUUCAAUUAGUGAGCUCUGCCUGGAGAGUCUCGAUACCAUCAUGCUCUGUAGAGAGAAGCUCUGCAAGAGUCUGAGUCUCAGCCUGGUGGACCUUCCUCUUCUGGCCUGCCUCCUUGGCAAUGACAUAAUCCCGGAAGGCAUGUUUGAAAGCUUUCGAUACAAGUGCUUGUCUUCCUAUACCUCUGUAAAAGAGAACUUUGACAAAAAAGGCAACAUUAUUUUAGCUGUAGCAGACCACAUAUCUAAAGUUCUUCACUUACAUCAAGGUGAGAAAAAGCUAGAAGAGAUAUUACCUUUGGGACCAAACAAAGCUCUUUUUUAUAAAGGAGUGGCAUCAUAUCUUUUGCCAGGACAGAAAUCGCCAUGGUUUCUCCAAAAACCCAAAGGUGUAAUAACUUUGGACAAGCAGGUGGUAUCCAUGUGUACAGACCCUGAAUCCAAGCAAGAAAUUUCCAUGUGUACACACCCUGAGUGCAAGCAAGAAGUUCCUGUGUAUAUAGACCUUGAAUCCAAGCAAGAAGUUCCCAUGUGUACACACCCUGAAUCCAAGCAAGAAGUUCCCACGUGUGCAUACCCUGAAUCCAAGCAAGAAGUUCCCACGUGUACACACCCUGAAUCCAAGCAAGAAGUUCCCAUGUGUACACACCCUGAAUCCAAGCAAGAAGUUCCCACGUGUACACACCCUGAAUCCAAGCAAGAAGUUCCCACGUGUACACACCCUAAAUCCAAGCAAGAAGUUGCCACGUGUACACACCCUGAAUCCAAGCAAGAAGUUCCCAUGUGUACACACCCUCAUUCCAAGCAAGGAGUUCCCAUGCAAACACACUUUGAAUCCAAGCAAGGAGUUCCCAUGUGUACACACUUUGAAUCCAAGCAAGGAGUUCCCAUGCAUAUACAUUUUGAAUCCAAGCAAGGAGUUCCCAUGUAUACAUAUCCUGAAUCCAAGCAAGGAGUUCCCAUGUAUACAGACCCUGAAUCUAAGCAAGGAGUUCCCAUGUGUACAGAUGCUGAACUGAAGCAAGAAGCUCCCGUGUGUACAGAUCCUGAAUCCAAGCAAGGAGUUCCCAUGUGUACACACUCUGAAAUGAAGCAAAAAUUGCCUAUAGGUACAUACCCUGAAUUUAACCUAGAAGCACUCAUGUGUACAAACCCUGGAAUUAAACAAGAAGACCUGAUGAAUGUGGAGCCUGAAGUCAAGCAACAAGUAACCAUGGUUUCAGACCCUGAAAUCUUAAAGGUUGCUCGAGCACGUCAUGUCCAGGCAGAGAGCUACCUGGUGUACAAUAUCAUGAGCACUGGAGAGAUUGAGUGCAGCAACACUCUGGAGGACGCGCUAGACCAGGCUCUGCCGAGCCAGGCCUUCGUUUACCGCCCUGUACGGCAGCGCGUCUACGCUCUCUUGCUAGGGGAUGGCAGAGGUGAUGCCAGCUCCUGCCCCACCGUCAAGGAGUGGUUUGUGUACUCUGGGAACCCGUUGAGGCACCCGGACCUCGUGAGGCCUCUGCCGAUGAACAUUCCAGGGGGAACGCCUAGUUUGAAACUAUUGUGGCUGAACCAAGAGCCAGGAAUACAAGCCCGGCGCUUGGACACACUCCUGGCCUGUUUCGACCUUUCCUCCUCAAGAGAAGAGCUGCAGGCGGUAGAGAGCCCUUUUAAAGCGUUGUGCUGCCUCUUGAUCUACCUCUUUGUGCAGGUGGACACUCUGUGCCUCGAGGAUCUGCAUGCUUUUAUUGCUCAGGCCUUGUGUCUCCAAGGAAAAUCAACUGUGCAGCUUGUAGACUUACAGCUUGAUUACGUCGACCCCAGAGCCGUGCAGCUUGGCUCGCUCCUGGUCCGCGGCCUCACCACUCUAGUGUUGGUCAACAGCGCGUGCGGCUUCCCCUGGAGGAUGAGUGAUUUCAUGCCCUGGAAUGUAUUUGAUGGGAAGCUUUUUCAUCAGAAGUACCUGCAAUCUGAAAAAGGAUAUACUGUGGAGGAUCUUGUAGAACAAAAUAAGUCUCGGCUCACCAAAUUCCACAACCUGAAGUCCAUCGUGUGCAAGGCCUGCAUGAAGGAGAACAGACGCAUCAUCAGCAGGCGGCACUGGCAUUCACACCACUCAGGGAGGUGGGGAAGAGAGGGAUCGGGCUCCCACAGGACGAGUUCUGGGCGCAGCCGGUCUGGCCAAGGACAGCACUGCAGAGACCAGGGACCAGGAAGUAGACAACAUGAGCCUGACCAGUGGAGAAGACAUUCGUCAUCUUCAGGCCCUCGGUACAGAUGUGUUGGAUGAUGUCAGCUGGAUGUGGUGGGUGUGUUAAACUCCGUUCCACCGUGUACAUGCAGCAGUUAGAGAAAUGACAACACUACCAGAAACCAAGGAAAUGAGGCAGAACUGAAGAUGCUCGUGAAAAAGCAGCCUGCUGUCGUCCAGAAGCAUCGCAUGGCUUCAGGCUAAAUACAAGGAUCAUUUUUAAUUUGAAUGUUUGUAAAUGUAUGGAUAUUCAUGGGGAAUGUAUUACGAAAAGAAUAAAGAAACAGCUCAGUAACUUGUACAGAAGUCCUCCUGUGUUAGGCAGGGGCUUCUCUGUCACCUGCUCUGUGAAGUAGCCGCACGGCAGAGCCUUGAACAUCUCUCUCCAGAGAGAGGUGAAGAGGUGGGUGCAUUGUUACAGCUCCUCCUGCUUUGUUUAACGAACUUGGAGAGAAACCUGCAUGCCUGCGUAGCCUGACUGACACCAAGUGUCUUCUAACCACUAUCUUUGAAUUCAUCAAACUUGAGUUAGAAAUACGAUUUCACAGCAAGUUAUUUUCUCAGUGGUUGGCCCAGGCCUCUGACGUCAAGGAUCCUUGUAAGAGUUUACUGAUCGUGCACAUCAUUAGGGUUUCUCAUGUUAUAGCUCUUAAGUUUUGAUUCCUUUUUUAAAUUUGUUAAAAAUGCCACUUUAUCAGGACUUCAGGGGUUUUCCAUUGGUGAGUGAAAAUCACUUGUUUGUGGUUACCAUUUUGCUCCUAGGAAGUAAGCCAGACCAUCCUUAUUUAAAGGAAACACGUGCAAGAACCAAGAAGUAGUGCCGGAGCGCGGCCUGGUGGCUCCUCCAGGAGAGGCCGUGAGGCCCUCCCCACACUUGCUGUGGGGGGCCAUCACACCAAGACAGCACCGCAGCUGUCAGAGGGUCUGAGUAGGUUUGUCAGCUUUCCUUUUGUGUUGUGACGAUGAUCUGUAAUACACGUUUGUGGCUUAUUACUAAAUAUAAAUGAUUAGUCUGCUAUUACUAAUGAGAACACGUGACUGACCUACUUGCUUCUGUUUUUCUUCUGAACCUAUCAUUAAAGUUCUGGAGCUGAAAAGACCUUGGGGAUCUGACCCAGGCCUCUUAGGUGACAGAUGAAGUCUGUGAGCUUACCUGUGGGCUCCAGCGACACAGGUCCCGACGGUCCUGGCCCGACUCUGCCUGGCCACCUUCUACUUUGUGGCCCUGGUGUCAUCAUCUUCAAGUCAGUGGGUUUCUUCAGUAAGGAUUUCUCAGAUGUAAGUCAUAUGUGACACCCUUGAAAGGAAAAAAAGUGGUGAUUCCUGUGUUGAUUUGUUAUUAUUAUUCUAGUGUUAAUUAAGUAUGUGCAAACAUGCAUUAGAUUGCUUAUGCUUAGAACUUUCUGAAUACAACUUUCAAUCCAAGACAUCAUACAAAUGCAAUGAAAACAAAAUUAUAAAACAAAUAGCGUAUUACCACAAUCCCCAGCAACUCCCCGGGGGGCUGGCCAGUGGCCUGAGAGGCCGGCUGCCGUGGGCUGUGCUCAGGAUGAAGGCUUUGUACGAGACAAUGGCCAGUUGGAACCCUCUUCUAGGGAGCUGCAGUGCCAGCGCCCACAGAAGGGACAGAGGCCGUGGCCACGGCGCCACAGGCAGAGAGCAGAGGCCUUGAGGGCAGCCAGGCGUGAGGGUGGUGCCAGGACAAGGAGGCUGGGGAGGACCCUGCCCGGGUGCUGGCCCUGGGCCCGUCUCUAGGAGGCAGUGGUGCAAUUGGAUCUGUCCUGUCCCUCUUGCCCCUCAGUACCGUGAUGGGCGUCCCAGGCUGUCCACCCCUGCAUUGAGCUAACAGAACGUCUAGUGUGGCCAGAGCCAGUGGUGGUGCCCAGCACUCCCCCACUUUGAUGCUGACCCAUGCGUCCAGCAUCUUCUGAGGAGACUAGAUGCCAAGAGGGGCCUCUGCCUUAUCUGUGCUGUCUGAAUUAUUGCAACAAGAGUGACUUCAUGUGUUGUUUUUUUUUUUUUCUUUGUAAAUUGAAGAUAGAGAAAAGAAAGCAAGGUACCCAGUGA